AUGCUCGCAUUGCGUGGUCAGUUCAAUGGCACGGAGGAUACGGGGAUGGAUGUGCAUAGCAGCAACAUACCCGGCUAUAAGAACGUUCCAGCAGCUGAACUUGUGAACGAAAAUGGAAUGAUGAAAACUCCUGAAGAAAUUCGUGAAGUGCUUUCACAGAACGGAUAUAAAGCUGGACAACCAAUCGUGACAAAUUGUAAUACCGGAAUGCAAGCAGCGAUGCUGGCAUUUGCUGUGAAAUUGGCAUAUCCUGAAGAAUCGCCGCGGGUCUACAAU
Molecule: messenger RNA, 276 nt
Organism: Ostertagia ostertagi
Lineage: Eukaryota; Metazoa; Nematoda; Chromadorea; Rhabditida; Trichostrongylidae
Source: the annotation of a GenBank genome assembly